AUGCGUCCCGCCACGCUUCUCGCCCUCUCCGCGGUGGCCCUCUUCGUCUUCUUCGUUGCCUCGGCCUCGUCCGACCAGAAGGAGCAUGACACUCCUCUCAGGCACCAGUUCACCGAUUGGGUGGUUGCCCACAACAAGACCUACGUCAACCCGGAGUUGGCCCACCGGUGGAACGUGUGGCGCGAGAACUACCGCUUCAUCGAGGAGCACAACCGCCAGAAUCACAGCUACAGCCUGGGCAUGAACCAGUUUGGCGACCUCACCUUCGACGACUACAAGGCGCUCUACACCGUCACGAUGCCGCCGUUCAACGCUUCCGACUUUGACGACGUCUACGCUACUCCGACAGAGGCCAACGCCACCGAGGCGGCGGCUAACUCCUCCGGCCUCGCCCGUCGCCACCCCGUGAGCCUCGACUGGAGAAUAUGGGGCGCUGUACAGGCUGUCAAAAACCAGGGUUCGUGCGGCUCUUGCUAUGCGUUCUCCGCCAUUGGUGCCCUCGAGACUGCCCACUGGCGCAAGCACAACACUCUCCCCGAUCUUUCCGAGCAGCACAUCGUCGACUGCACGCGCGAGUACGGCAACGGUGGCUGCAGUGGCGGUUGGAUGCACACCGCCUUCAAGUGGCUUCAGGAGAAGGGCGGCGCGGUCUCCCAGGCCGACUAUCCCUACACGAAUCGUGUCGGUACCUGCCAACACGCUUCCAAGCCCAAGGCUACGUACCUUGCCAAGUACGUCAGGAUAGGUGCGGGCAACGAGCAGCAGCUCCUCGAUGCAGUUGCCACUGUCGGGACCGUCUCCGUUGCCAUCAACGCCGGGACCCAACAAUUCUCGUACUACUCGGGCGGCAUCCUCGACGUGGCCAACUGCGGGAACCGACCCACCCACGCAGUGCUUCUCGUCGGCUAUGGUACAGAGAACGGCAAGGACUUCUGGAUCCUCAAGAACUCGUGGGGCACUUCGUGGGGCGAGAAGGGCUUCUUCAGGUUGGCGCGCGGCAAGAACAUGUGCGGUAUUGCCGACUGGGCCUCCUAUCCCAUAGUCUAG
This is a messenger RNA of Acanthamoeba castellanii str. Neff, 1047 nucleotides long. RefSeq names its product cathepsin L, putative. NCBI's taxonomy places the organism in Eukaryota, Discosea, Longamoebia, Acanthamoebidae. The record is from RefSeq and is a predicted model, not a curated record. Gene Ontology annotation, molecular function: cysteine-type endopeptidase activity. The transcript has 2 exons. Gene Ontology annotation, cellular component: lysosome. The coding region runs from base 1 to 1047 and encodes 348 amino acids.